AUGGCUGAGGCCAUGGGCACACUCUUGUGUUACGAGCCUCUGCCACCUGGAAAAUGGACUCGAAUCUUGAUUCUUGAACCGGGAACUUUCGAGGACCCUAUAAAGUGCUCUUUACGCUCCGUAGCAUUCUACGACACAGAGCCUUAUGAAGCAAUUUCUUAUGUCUGGGGAAACCUCGACGAGGUCCAGACUAUAAACUGCCAUGGAGUCUCAGUAGCCGUCACUACGAACCUCUUCCAAGCCCUGCGCCAAGUCAGACACCCCACCAAGCAGAGUCACCUCUGGGUCGACGCCCUCUGCAUGAACCAGCAUGACAAGUUCGAGAAGAGCUCCCAAGUCAACAUUAUGGGCGAAAUCUACUCCCAGGCCAAACAAGUACUCAUCUGCUUCGGCGACGACGACCAAGACGGCCGCGCCGCAGAAGAAGCGUUCAGCGUCAUCCGCGACUUCAACCUCGUCGCCGCAAAGCACAUGAGACACUUUGAAAUCUCGCCUCACACCAUCAAGCGAUGGGCGCCCCCGGAUGGCAGCUACGGCCCCGUCACGCGAGCGCGGCUGCAGAGCGCCGUGGACAUGCUGAACCGCCCCUGGUUCGAGCGCGUCUGGGUGCUCCAGGAGGUCGGGCUCGCCCGACGCGCGCUGCUCGCGUACGGCAGGUCGACGGUGGACUUCACCGAGGUCCUGGACUUCGUCGCGGCGUGGGUGCGGAAUAACCAGAUCACGCGCGGCCUCGUCUUCAAGGCGGGCCACAUCAUCAGCCUGUUCCGGUUCGUCUGGGCGACGUUCACGGAGGACGUUGAGAGGUCGUGGUACUCGUCCUCGCACAUUCUGAAGAGGAUUGCGCGGCUGCAGAAGGACGGCGGCGUGUUGGAACUUGAGGAUGUGCUUUUCCGUGCGAGGGGCGGACAGCGGGCUACGGAUAAGAGGGAUCUCGUAUAUGCCUUCCUCGGGCAUCCGCGUGCGAGGUCGGGCGAUGGGGAGCUUCUGAUCGAGGCUGAUUAUACCAGGACGUUAGCAGAGCUGAAGUUGUGCCUAUACUCGCAGAUGAGCUCCCGUUCCCUGCGGUUUCUAGGCCUAAUUUGGCAUCGAUUUCCUAAAGACCUGAUUGAGGGGCCCUCGUGGUGCCCUCGGUUGAACAGCCGACGACACUGGACGAUCAAUAGCAGAUAUGACGCUUCUCGGGGCGUGGAACAGACUUCAAGAGGAUCUGAUGUACAGGGUUCAUCUCUUCAGGUUUACGCAUACAUCCUUGACAGCAUUCAUCUCUGUGGUGAGAUAUGCGGGACGGUGAUUGGAAGAGAGCGUACCGAGGAAGACGACAACUCGGCAGAGGAGGUCAAGAUCAGCGUGGACCUUGCGAGGUCUCUUCUCUCCCAAGAGCCGAGCAUCAUACAGGAGUAUUGGGGGAUCUUGGAGAAGACGGAGGUGGACGUUGGACUGGCGUAUCCCGACAAAGCCCUUGCCUUUGCUUGCACACUCUUACAUGCCGUACAAACUGAGAGCAAGCUUCCGAGAAGCGGAGCAAUCGCUCGCAGCUUUGAGGAGCAUUGUCGGGCGAAAUGCCCACUCAUAUACGACUACCUGAGUCGGGAAAGCUGGCUCCGGACGUGGAAUUCAGCGGCAGAUCCGCGGACCGUUUCGUUUGUGGAGCGGGCUGUGAGAUGCUGCAAUGGUGACAAAUUCUUCACAACCAAGGGCGGAUUUUGCCUGUGA
This is a messenger RNA of Colletotrichum siamense, 1713 nucleotides long. Its product is annotated as Heterokaryon incompatibility protein 6, OR allele. The transcript has 3 exons. The record is from RefSeq and is a predicted model, not a curated record. NCBI's taxonomy places the organism in Eukaryota, Fungi, Ascomycota, Sordariomycetes, Glomerellales, Glomerellaceae. Bases 1 to 1713 code for a protein of 570 amino acids.